AUGGAUAAAUCCCCAAUCAUCGCGAUUGUGUCAGAUGUCUCGCAUGACGACCUCUACAGCCAUAUGCGAAAAUGGUCUCGCCACUUCCGUUAUUUUCGAGACCUGGAGGAACAAAAAGAAGAGAAAAAACGAAUGUAUUGUCUGGAGCACCUUAAGGACCCGGACAAUCCGGAAACCCGUCUUCACUCUCAAUUCUCGGAACAGAACCUCGUGAUUAAAGAAGAAAUCGGAAAAGGAGCGUUCGGAUGCGUGUUCAUUGCUCAACACAUUUCAAGUUACACGAAAGUUGCAGUUAAACGAAUGAAGAACCCGAAAAAGGAGUUUCAGAAGUAUUCACUGAUAAUGGAGACACGUGUUCAUAUGAUUUCGAAUCAUAAAAAUAUUGUACCUUUGUUUGAAUAUUACCAAACAGACAAAUUUUUCCACAUCGUAAUGCCGUACUAUGCGAAUGGAUCAUUAUCGGCGUAUAUGGACAAAAAAGGUGCACUCAACAGAAUCGAGUCUGCCAGAAUUGCUUUCGAAAUUCUCAAUGCUCUUGUGUUUCUACACAUUAAGAAGGUUGUCCAUCGCGAUCUGAAACCACAGAACUUACUUAUUGGAAACAAUGGAGAGAUAAGAUUGACAGAUUUCGGCCUGGCGGAGUUCCAGAAAAGAAUCGAAGGAAAAUGUGGAACGCUGAACUACAUGGCCCCUGAAGUUAUAAAAUGUCAGCAACAGAGUUACUCAGUCGACGUAUGGUCUUUUGGCUGCAUUGUGUUUGAAAUAUUAAUUGGACAAUAUGCAUUCGACGAUUGGCUGUCUGGAGAAGAAAAUCUGUUCUGUCUCCUACAAAUGCACGUCAAAAUUCCAACUUCCGCGGCUACUCUGAUAUCCGAGUGCCUCUAA
Molecule: messenger RNA, 885 nt
Organism: Caenorhabditis remanei
Lineage: Eukaryota; Metazoa; Nematoda; Chromadorea; Rhabditida; Rhabditidae
Exons: 3
Coding region: 1-885 (294 amino acids)
Biological process (GO): protein phosphorylation; MAPK cascade
Molecular function (GO): ATP binding; MAP kinase kinase activity
Source: RefSeq, a predicted model, not a curated record